This is a messenger RNA of Oryzias latipes (Japanese medaka), 2007 nucleotides long. Its product is annotated as trace amine-associated receptor 1-like. The record is from RefSeq and is a predicted model, not a curated record. Gene Ontology annotation, cellular component: plasma membrane. Gene Ontology annotation, biological process: positive regulation of MAPK cascade; adenylate cyclase-activating adrenergic receptor signaling pathway. Gene Ontology annotation, molecular function: trace-amine receptor activity. Lineage: Eukaryota; Metazoa; Chordata; Actinopteri; Beloniformes; Adrianichthyidae.
AAAAUACACCAGAGCCAUAAUGACUGAAAAUGUCACGUUUGACUUGACUUUUUUGUAUUUUUAAUUCAAGUCAAUCUACAGCAGCAGGAGGAUCUUACUUGACACGGGGUGUAUUUUAUUUUGAAAGGACCUUGAUGUGCUGCAAAAAUAACUUAAGGGAAAACUAUAUUUAUUUAUCACUAUAGUUCAAUUAUUGUCAAUAUUUAAAAAAUUACUCUUUAGAAAUGAAUAUCUUAAUGGCCAGAAAAACAACGUUUUUUUUUUUUUUUUUUUUUUUUAUGUUGAGGUGGACCUUUACGGCUCUCGCUGGGUUUUGAUCAGUAAGAAAUUAGAGCAGUUGGUGUUUGGUAGUAGACCCCUGCUCUGGGCCAAAACUCACAGGUGACCUCCAACCCUUUUUUUAUCAUCUUAAAUAUAUAAUAAUCUUUUAAAUAAUACACAUUGACUAAUUAUUUAUUUAAAAAAAAAACCUUCCUAAAGCAGUAUUAAAUAAUAUUAAAAACUGAAGCGCUUACACUGUUCACAGUUGGCAAGAUGUGAAUUUUAAAGAAAGUAUUUAAAGAUACAAAAGAAUAUUAUCAUAAAACAAAGUACAAUAAUUUGUGAUUCAGAGCUGGUAAACCCUCAGACACUCUCUUCUGGUAAUGGGCUCCAAAUACAAUUUUAAAAACAAGUUAUAAACCUGCGAUGAAUCAUCAGGUGAAUCUCUACUUUAGACUGGUUUGUAAAGCACUUUGCUGUCAGUUAACUUUGGAAAAGUGUUUUAAGCUGCCUCUAAAGGCUUCACUGGCACCAACCUUAUAUUUUCUAACUGGAUGUGUGUGUUGGACAGGUUUCAUCUGACUAUGGACAACAGCAGCCUGGAUUGGGGCGAAUAUACCAACAGAUCGGAACUUGAGUCCUGCACCACAAUGAGGAACCAGUUCUCCCGCAUUUUUUUGUACAGCUUCUUCACCAUUGGUAUUGUCUCCACGGUUGUGGGAAACUUCCUGGUUGUCUUGUCGAUUGCCUAUUUCAAGCAGCUGCAGUCCCCCACGAACUGCUUUGUCAUGUCACUUGCAGUGGCUGACUGCUUUGUUGGCCUUGUUGUGAUGCCGUACAGUAUGAUCCGAACCGUGGAGGGAUGCUGGUACUUUGGCUCCCUCUUCUGUAAGCUCCACUCCAGCCUGGAUGUCAUGUUGUGUACUGCUUCAAUUUUCCACCUCAGCUGCAUUGCAUUUGACCGCUUUUAUGCAGUCUGCAACCCCCUAAUUUACUCCUUAAAGAUGUCUCAAAGCAGAGUGGCUCUCCUCAUAACCAUUUGCUGGGCUGUCCCGAUGCUCAUUUCUUUUGGCCCUAUAAUGCUUGAUCUCCACAUUGCUGGUGUAGACAUCCUAAUCCCUGAGGAUUUAUGCGUUUUCUUAGUCAGUCGUAUUUAUGCUGUCAUGGCCUCUUUAGUAGCCUUUUACUUGCCCAUGGCCAUCAUGCUAGUAGCCUACUGGAAGAUAUUUAAAGCUGCAAAAAGACAGGCUCUGCAGAUCAGCGCCAUGGAAAGUCAGAUGGCUGCCGGUGUUGGCAAAGACUCCAGCAAGAAAAGACGGCACCGCAUCACUAUGAGGAGAGAAAGAAAGGCUGCAAAAACUUUAGGUAUUAUCAUGGGAGUUUUCCUCAUUUUCUGGAUGCCUUUUUUUACUCUCAACAUUGUAGAUCCAUUCAUUGGAUACACUACUGAAGUGGUUGUUUGGGAUAUUUUUCUCUGGCUGGGAUAUAUAAACUCAUCCCUGAAUCCGUUUUUGUACGGGUUUUUCAAUCGCUCUUUCCGCAGGGCAUUCCUCAUGUUCAUUGGCUGCAGGGUUUGCUUGCCAGGGUCAUCUCCAGGGAUGGAGUUAUCACAAACCAGGAAAGAGGCUAAUGAUUGCACAGAUUAACUAUCAAGUUAUAGGAAUGUAAAGCAACUCCUAUGGCAUAAAGAACAGGAAAUAGACAUUUUAGCACAUUUUAGUGUGAAUAACACCCAAAGUUGUAUAU